CAAUCUACAAUGGAGUAGUGUUUUAUGCCCGAUGUCUUCACGUCCAGUUAUAUCUGGUUAUAUCUUGCGGUUUGGGUCGGAUAUCCACGUGGGGAGUUUCAAGAAGAAGAAGAAUCUUGCGGUUAAUAUAUAUCCAGCAAGAUCGCGUGAAUCGUGGCGGCACGUGGUAAUUGGUAACAUAUACAUAUAUAUAACGCGUGGCUUGUUUUGCCUCAUUCUAAAAAAAAAAAGGAAAAAGAAAUAUCUAUAUGUUACGAAAAUGGCAAAGCUCAGUUCGUAUUACACGCUAUGUCCGCUCAUCGACCAGCAGAGCUUACUGGGUGUCGAGAAGGACAAAGAACCAGGCUGCGCUGUUGUGACACUUGGCAAAAAUAUAAUUAUACGAUAUAAGCUGCAAGACUUAAAGCAGAUCAGCAGCUGGUCUAGCAAAGAAAGAUUGACGACGCAAGUCAUCUACGAUAGGUCCAAACAGCGUUACGUCGCUGUGUUUAACGAUAGAAAGAUAAGAGUUUGGUCGGAGGAGGAGACAGACUUGAACAACAUCAAAGGAUACAAGUUUCCAUCCCCGCUUUACACUAUUCUGUCGUAUGGUGAUUCGUCGCCCAUUCUUGUUCAGCGAAAUGGAGCUACAGCCACCCUAGAAUGGGCCAUUGACAACAGGAAGACGUGGACGAGCAAGGGUAUAAUUAAGGCUAAGGAGAUAUUGUUUGAUUGCCAGUUGAUACAUUUAAAUGAAAAGACGAGUUUGUUUUGCUUAACAAGAAUAGAAGAGGUCUACAACUAUGUAGUAGUUAAAUUGGAGGACGUGACCUGUUUGGAGAAAGCCGAUACCAUCCGGAGGACAGAAUUGAAACGAAAGUCCGAGGAUCUCACAGGGCACGUGACGAUAUACCACAAGAACGAUGCAUACCUGUUGACUUUAUGGUCACACGGCAGAUUGUACAGUCACUCGUUGACAGAGAUCUCUUCCGAUAUGGAAUCUAACAGGUUGGUCAGUGUAAUAACGGGUAUAAAUACAAAGUAUCCUGUUGUCAUGACGCAUCUGACCGAAACAACUAUAGCGAUUUAUGGUGCUGAUAUCACAGAUGAAGGGGCUAUACUCGUGAUAUACAAUGUACAGUUUAAAUCAGCGCAAGCGGUACAAAAGUUGAAGCUUUACACCAACGACGCCAAACUCUGGAAAGUCGAGGACAAAUUAUUGCUCGCGGCAAACAGACACUUGGCUGUCGCGCCCUAUCGCCUCGCGCCGCAAAGAAUAGCUGCUAUGUUGGGUUCAUCUUUACGCUUUAGGAGCGAGAACGAUGGAAACGCGGACGAUGCGGACGAUAUUGUUGUAAUACAGGAAGCGACAGUGGCACAAUGGGACAAGAAUCGAACGUGCACAAGAAACGCAUCAAUAGGCCGAAUACCUUCCAAUAUCUCGAAAAAGAUUAGCACCUAUUUAAACGAGGGAUGGAGCGAUGCCACGAUACAAGAGACGUUAAUCCCGUUAUUAAUGGAGUCUGGUGACGUUGCGUCGAUCUGUUGGUGCCUCGACACGUUUCAAGAUUUGCCAGAAAAAUUACUGGUAGACCUUUUGGCGUUUACUUUGAAAAGUCCAGAUGAAGUAUUCGUCCCUUUGAAAAACGGCACAACCGAUAGUACAUUGAGAGCAACGAAUCCCUACUCAAGAGACAAUUUUCUCGAUAAAAUUUUUAGCGUUGGUUAUUCCAGUGUUUCUUUGUUACCUCAUCUGAAAACCGGUGUAACUUUUGAUCAAGCACUUCGACUAUUAGAAUAUCUAAUGCGCAAAUUGAACGAGGAAACGGACUCGCUUGACGAUAAUCCGCAACCAAACGACCAGCAAUUGUACGAGUGGUUCUGUGUGCUUCUAGAUUCUCACUAUCAACAUUACUUAUUGUCGCAAGACACUAAUGUUUUAGAGCUUUUCAAUCGACUGGAUUCUAUCCUAGAGGAACAUUUUCAGUUUCUGCAAAACCUUGCGAAUUUGAGACCUAUAAUAGACAGGACAAACAAUGGAAAAUCAUUACGAUCUUCUUCAAGAAAACAUAAUAAAUUUUACUCUAUAGAAGAAAUAAAACUUUAUUAAAUUAUAAACGAGAGAUACGCGUAUCUUUUAUGUAACACUGUUAGAUGAAAUAUGUAUUUUUUUUUAUACGUACAUAUUUUUCUAUUUAUUUUAAUUUAGCAGAGAGCGACGUAGAGGGAGAUAGACGAAAUAAAUGUCGCGGAGAUAUUCAA
Monomorium pharaonis (pharaoh ant) is the source of this 2241-nucleotide messenger RNA. RefSeq names its product nucleolar protein 11-like. Gene Ontology annotation, molecular function: RNA binding. The transcript has 4 exons. Gene Ontology annotation, cellular component: nucleolus; nucleus. NCBI's taxonomy places the organism in Eukaryota, Metazoa, Arthropoda, Insecta, Hymenoptera, Formicidae. The coding region runs from base 32 to 2089 and encodes 685 amino acids. Gene Ontology annotation, biological process: maturation of SSU-rRNA. The record is from RefSeq and is a predicted model, not a curated record.